AUGUCUCGUCGAUACUUCAAUUUAAAUGAGUCCAAAGACGUGGAAGAAGUUAUAAAUUUGCUGGUGGCUGAUGACGACGAUCCCACAAUGGAAGACGAAUUUGGGGAGGAAAGCGAUGUUGCUUCAGAUGACGAGGUAGAAGAACGGGGUGAAAAUUCCAAGACAGAGCAGGAUGAUGAGACCGACCUAGAUGAUGAAAAUUCUGGAGACAUACAUUUUUUUCUAGGAAAAGAUAAGAUCAAAAUAGAAUUUCUCCCACCUAACACUACUGCUUUGAUUCAACCCCUUGACCAGGGCAUUAUACACGCAUUCAAAGCAGAGUAUAGGAAAAUUCUUGUUCGAAAACAGAUAAGUGCAAUUGAACGUGGAGUUCCACUUCAAACUUAUAUUAAAUCAAUAUCUAUAUUGGACGUUCUGCAUUAUAUCAAAAGGGCUUGGUGGUUAGUGAAGCCUGAAACAAUUUGUAAUUGUUUCAAGAAGGCAGGAAUUUGUAAUACAAACGCAGAUGUGGUAAGCUGCGAAGUUGAGCUUGGUAUUUUGGAGGAAAUACCAAACACCGAAGAAUACAUACAUUGCGAUGACGAGCUUCAAUGUAGAGGACUUCUUACAGAUGAACAAAUUGUUGCGAACCUGUGCGAUGUGCCUUCAUCUGAAAUCAGUAGUGGAGAUGAAAACUCAGAAGAGAAUCAUGAUGUCUCAAAAGCCACUAGUGUUAAGGAGGCAUUAUCCGCAUUAAAUACCUUGGAAACAUUUUUCAUGGAAAACCCUAUGGAAACAAAUUUUAAAAUCUUUGAAAUGGCAGAAAAUUUCCGGCAAGAAGGUGUCCUUUACUCCAGCUCCGAAUUGUUAAACCCAGAAGUAGAAGAAGGUGGAAAAUUUAAUUAA
Molecule: messenger RNA, 885 nt
Organism: Anastrepha ludens (Mexican fruit fly)
Lineage: Eukaryota; Metazoa; Arthropoda; Insecta; Diptera; Tephritidae
Product: tigger transposable element-derived protein 6-like
Exons: 3
Coding region: 1-885 (294 amino acids)
Molecular function (GO): nucleic acid binding
Source: RefSeq, a predicted model, not a curated record